This is a messenger RNA of Ilex paraguariensis (yerba mate), 1520 nucleotides long. Lineage: Eukaryota; Viridiplantae; Streptophyta; Magnoliopsida; Aquifoliales; Aquifoliaceae. The record is from the annotation of a GenBank genome assembly.
UUAGACGUACAUUUGCAUUGGAGUUCCCUCUAUUUGGGUUGGCAUAAUCGCUCAUUGCUUUCAUCUUGGACCUUCCGAAGCUUGUUGAAAAGCUAUUUUUCUAUAAGCAAUUGUUUUCUGUGUCUUUCUUCUAAUUUACUGUGCUGCUAAUUUCUUCCCAACCUGCACAUGUAUGUAGUUUUAAUGGGCUGAACAAACAAUUCGCACAUUCGUGUACUUUCAUCAAUAAGCUGAAGAUCUUAGCUGUUCUUCUUCUUCUUCUUCUACCUUCUCUGUAGUUUUUCUCUAGAAUUGAUUUUGUUCUCUUUCUAUAAAUGGCGAAUGCAUCUGGAUGCUUUACACCUGCAGUUCCGAGUAUUAGGAGGAGGAAUAUUCCUCCAUUUACAGGCAUAUAUCGAUCUGGGCAUUGGUCCUCUGAUGGAAUCUCCAAAAGGGUACUCUGCUCCAGCACCACUGAAGGUGCAGAUAAGCUUUCUCCUUCUGAAUCUCGAGUUCCCAGGCUCAUAAGUAAAGGCUGCAAACUAGUUGGUUGUGGCUCUGCAGUACCAAAACUCCAGGUUUCCAACGAUGACCUUGCAAAAAUUGUUGAAACGUCUGAUGAAUGGAUAUCUGUUCGCACUGGAAUUCGCAAUCGACGAAUUCUUUCAGGGAAAGAUAGCUUGACAAGCCUGGCUGUAGAGGCUGCAAAGAAAGCUCUUCAGAUGGCAGAAGUUGAUCCCGAUGCUGUGGACCUAGUUUUAUUGUGUACAUCUACUCCAGAUGAUCUAUUUGGAAGUGCUCCUCAGAUUCCAAAGGCCCUUGGCUGCAAAGGAAAUCCAUUGGCUUAUGAUAUUACAGCUGCUUGUAGCGGGUUUGUGUUAGGUCUUGUGUCAGCUGCUUGUUAUAUUAGAGGAGGUGGAUUUAAUAAUGUUCUUGUGAUUGGGGCUGAUGCUAUGUCUCGUUAUGUUGAUUGGAUGGAUCGAGGUAGUUGUAUUCUCUUUGGUGAUGCUGCAGGUGCUGUAUUAAUACAGGCCUGUGAGAGUGAAGAGGAUGGUUUAUUUGGCUUUGACUUGCACAGUGAUGGUGAUGGCCAGAGGAACUUAAAUGCUGCCAUCAAAGAGAAUGAAACGGAUUAUUCAUUGGGUUCCAAUGGGGCAGUCUUAGGCUUCCCUCCAAGGCCUGCCUCUUAUUCCUGCGUCCAGAUGAAUGGUAAAGAGGUCUUUCGCUUUGCUGUUCGUGCUGUGCCACAGUCGAUUGAGUCCGCGCUAGAGAAGGCUGGUCUCACUGGGUCUAGCAUUGAUUGGUUACUGCUCCAUCAGGCAAAUCAGAGGAUCAUUGAUGCGGUGGCAACACGUUUAAAAUUCCCAUCAGAACGCGUUAUCUCUAAUUUGGAAAAUUAUGGUAAUACAAGUGCUGCAUCUAUUCCGUUGGCAUUGGAUGAAGCGGUCCGGAGUGGAAAGGUACAGUCAGGCCAUACAAUAGCAGCUGCAGGUUUUGGAGCUGGUCUUACAUGGGCCUCUGCUAUCAUUAGAUGGGGGUGA